CGCGUUGUACUUCCGGGUGGGGGCCGGUAACGGCCGGUUCUGCUCCCGGUGCCCGCCCCCCUUCCCCCCCCUCCCCCAACCCCCCCCUUUUCCUCCACCACUAUGUCGACGCUGUUCCCCUCCCUGCUCCCGCGCGUCACCGAGUCCCUCUGGUUCAACCUCGACCGGCCUUGUGUGGACGAGACCGAGCUGCAGCAGCAGGAGCAGCAGCACCAGGCCUGGCUCCAGAGCAUAGCCGAGAAGGACAACAACCUGGUGCCCAUUGGAAAACCGGCGUCCGAGCAUUACGACGAGGAGGAGGAAGAGGACGACGAGGAUGAUGAAGACAGCGAAGAGGACUCAGAGGACGACGAGGACAUGCAGGAUAUGGAUGAGAUGAACGAUUAUAACGAGUCUCCCGAUGACGGGGAGAUCAACGAGGUGGACAUGGAGGGGGCAGAGCAGGAUCAGGACCAGUGGAUGAUCUGAUGGAGGUGUGGGGAGACCCCUUGCCCUCACACCCCACCCCCAGCUCCGGGGAGGGGGUAGUUUGGUGAAGCUCCCAUGGCUGCAGCCCUUUAGGGGGGCUGCAGGGUGAACCCCCCCGGGGGGGGGCCGCAGAGACCCUGCGGCCACUGGGGAAGCACGCAGUGAGGCGGCGAGUCAUUGUAUAGUUUUCUUUCUUAUUUUUCCCUAAUAAACUCCAUUUCCAAGCAAAA
Tyto alba (common barn owl) is the source of this 698-nucleotide messenger RNA. RefSeq names its product anaphase promoting complex subunit 15 (gene ANAPC15). The coding region runs from base 103 to 468 and encodes 121 amino acids. NCBI's taxonomy places the organism in Eukaryota, Metazoa, Chordata, Aves, Strigiformes, Tytonidae. Gene Ontology annotation, biological process: regulation of mitotic cell cycle spindle assembly checkpoint. The transcript has 4 exons. Gene Ontology annotation, cellular component: anaphase-promoting complex. The record is from RefSeq and is a predicted model, not a curated record.